This is a messenger RNA of Corticium candelabrum, 7311 nucleotides long. Its product is annotated as neurogenic locus Notch protein-like. Gene Ontology annotation, cellular component: plasma membrane; protein-containing complex. Gene Ontology annotation, biological process: heterophilic cell-cell adhesion; establishment or maintenance of epithelial cell apical/basal polarity. The record is from RefSeq and is a predicted model, not a curated record. NCBI's taxonomy places the organism in Eukaryota, Metazoa, Porifera, Homoscleromorpha, Homosclerophorida, Plakinidae. The coding region runs from base 40 to 7038 and encodes 2332 amino acids. Gene Ontology annotation, molecular function: calcium ion binding. The transcript is spliced from 10 exons.
CGAUGCCAAGACCAUGCAGAUCGAUACAGUUGUCUGUGCAUGCCAGGAUACACGAGUGAACAGUGUGGUGUUGAUAUUAAUGAAUGUCAAAACAAUUUAUGUCUGAACAACGGCUCGUGUCAAGAUGAGAUCAAUGGAUAUCAAUGUGUAUGCCGUCCUGGUUGGACUGGACGUUUGUGUGAAGUGGAGAUCGAUGAGUGUUUGUCGAAUCCUUGUGUUAGAGGACGUUGUGUGAAGCAACCCGGAGGAUACACGUGUGUGUGUUAUUGUGGAUGGGCGGGAGACAGCUGUAGUGUUUCGUUUGAUGUGUGUAGCGAUCAGCCAUGUCAGAAUGGAGGUCAGUGUGCAUCAUUGAGUUCCAACUCAUCGAGAACGUGUUAUCGGUGUUCUUGCCAGAGUGGCUUUACUGGACUCAACUGUUCAGAGGACUUCAAUGAGUGCAUGUCAGAUCCUUGUGAUAAUGAUGGUACAUGUGUGGACAUGGUCAAUAGUUUCAAGUGCAGUUGCACUGCUGGAUACACUGGACGACAGUGUCACGUAGAGGUUGACGAAUGCUUGUCGUCUCCUUGUCUAAAUGGAGGUCGAUGCAUAGAUCAAGUGAAUGGAUUUCAAUGCCAGUGCCUUCCGGGUUUCUCUGGGUCGAUAUGUCAUGUCAACGUCGACGAUUGUAUAUCAAUGCCUUGUCAAAAUGGAGGACGGUGUGUUGAUCAAGUGGCUGGUCAUGUGUGUAACUGCUCUUCUAGUUUUGGUGGACUCACCUGUGAGACUGCUCAUCGAUGUAUUGCAAGAAACCCUUGCCAAAACUCUGGAGUUUGUUUCGAUAUCGAAGCUGGUCCUGACAGCGAGCCAACGUGUUUCUGUCCACCUGGAUACACGGGAAGUCUAUGUGAAACCGAGCUGGUAGAAUGUGACUCUAAUCCAUGUUUAAACGGUGGGGCUUGUGUUGAUCAGAUAAACAACUACUAUUGUAUUUGUAGUCAAGGUUGGAUGGAUCCUCGGUGUAGUACUCUUGUUGAUUACUGCGCUUCGUCGCCAUGUCAGAAUGGAGGAUUAUGUGUGGGUAGCAUCGGUAAGUUUGAUUGCUUUUGUGUCUCUGGAUUUACCGGACAUUUGUGCCAGAUUAACUUCAAUGACUGUCUCGGUAAGGACUGUGGGAACGGACUGUGUAUAGAUCAGGUGAACAAUUACGUUUGCGACUGUUUGGUUGGAUGGACGGGACAGCAGUGUGAUGUGUUGAUUGAUGAGUGUAUGUCACAGCCAUGCAGAAACGGUGGAACAUGUUUUGAUGAGUUUGGACAUUUUCAAUGUGAAUGUCCCAAUGGAUUUACUGGCAUACAGUGUGAAACAGAUGUGGACGAAUGUAACCCUUCUCCUUGUACAAACGGAGCAACAUGUUUCGAUGGCGUGAGCAAUUAUGUUUGCGGGUGUUCUUCGUUUUACACCGGUCUUCAUUGUGAAAAACCGAUAGACUUCUGUGAAUCAAAUCCAUGUCUUAAUAAUGCACGGUGUGUUAGCGAAGUUGGCCAAUACAGCUGUGUCUGUCAGUCGGGAUUCACAUCACUCAACUGUGACGUAGACAUUAACGAGUGUAUGUCAAGUCCUUGUCAGAAUGGCAACUGUAGCGAUGCGGUUGACAUGUAUCAGUGUUCGUGCACUAAUGGAUACACAGGAGCACAGUGUGAAACAGAUAUCGAUGAGUGUUCGUCGAUGCCGUGCUUACACGGAGGUGUAUGUACUGACCAGGUUUAUGGGUUUAAUUGUACUUGUAUGGAUGGUUACACUGGCCAUGAGUGUGGGAUUGAUGUUAACGAAUGUGCAUCAUAUCCGUGUGCUAACAAUGGAACGUGUCAAGACAGUGUCAAUGAGUACACCUGUUCAUGCGUAAUCGGUUACACGGGGCGGGAUUGUGCAAUUGAUAUCAACUAUUGCAGUUCAUUUCCUUGUUUAAAUGGAGGCUUUUGCAGAGACGGCAGAAUCGGUUUUGAGUGCAUGUGUCUUGAUGGAUACACAGGAACACUAUGCGAGAACGACAUGAACGAAUGUCUUUCUGAGCCAUGUCAGUACAAUGGCACAUGUCUCGAUCACAUUAAUAGCUACAGGUGCAUUUGCCCUGCAGCAAGAACAGGUCUCAACUGUGAGCUCGAUUUUCUUGAGUGCACAUCCAAUCCUUGUGUAAAUAGGGGUUCUUGUGUUGAGCUACACGGGGAAUACCGCUGCAUCUGUCCAACAGGAUAUACAGGGUUGCAGUGCGAGACAGAUAUUGAUGAAUGCCAGUCAAAGCCCUGCUACAACAGAGGCAUCUGCCAAGAAACGAUUUCAAGAUUCAAUGAAAGCAGUGGAUAUCGCUGUCUAUGCGAGGAAGGAUAUACAGGGCAAUUUUGUGAAAACGAUGUCGAUGAGUGUGUGUCAACACCGUGCAACAACAAUGGAACAUGUCAAGACGGUCAAAAUGCUUUUUCAUGUUGGUGCCCAUCCGGUUGGCAUGGAGAAACAUGCGAGGUUGAUACGUCUGAAUGCAUAUCUAAUCCUUGCUAUAACAAUGGCACGUGUAUUGAUCGAACCGACGGUUUUAUUUGUCGCUGUGUUGUUGGUUUUAUGGGCCUCCACUGCGAAAUAGAAACAGACGAGUGUGAGUCAAGUCCUUGCAUGAAUGGUGGAUCUUGCAUUGAUGUUGUUAGUGGUUAUGUUUGUCAAUGCAUCAACGGGUGGACGGGAGCACAGUGUGAGACAAACAUCAAUGAUUGUGAUCCUAACCCUUGUGAUAAUAGAGGAAUAUGUAAGGACGGUAUUGAUUCAUAUGAGUGUAUGUGUGCCAUUGGCUUUACUGGCACAAACUGUGACUCUGAAAUUGAUGAAUGUUUGUCGAAUCCGUGCCAGAAUGGAGCAACUUGCAGUGAUGAUGUAGCAUCCUAUACUUGCUUGUGUCUUGACGGCUACACGGGCAAUGAUUGCGACUCUGAUGUGGAUGAGUGUUCAAGUUCUCCUUGCAUGAAUGGACUGUGUAUUGAUAUGAUUGCUUCAUUUGUUUGUGAGUGCUCAUCGGGAUACAGUGGAGUGCUGUGCCAGACUGAAUUAGAUGAGUGUGACUCAUCUCCUUGCUCAAAUAACGGUACAUGUUUGGAUCGAACAAAUAGCUUUCUUUGCUUGUGUCUGGCUGGUUUCACAGGCAACACAUGUGACACUAACAUUGACGAGUGUUCUCUAGAACUGGAGCCAUGUUUAAAUGGUGGUACGUGUAUUGAUGAGGUUAACGGAUAUAGUUGUGUUUGCUUACCUUCUUACUCUGGGAUCGAUUGCAGCUCGGAGGUGCUAGAAUGUCAAUCAGAUCCAUGUGUCAAUAGUGGGUCAUGUUUAGAAGAGAUCGGAGGCUAUCUAUGCAUGUGUGUAUCAGGGUUUACAGGUACUCACUGUGAAAUGGAAAUAAAUGAAUGCAGCUCGUUUCCUUGUCUGCAUGGUGGAACAUGUGAAAAUGGGGUGUCCAUGUAUAGCUGCUCGUGCGGUGCUGGUUUUACUGGAUUGCACUGUGAAUCAGAUGUGGAUGAAUGUACUAUGCUGCCUUGUUAUAAUGAUUCUACAUGUGUAAACACAUUUGGAUCUUUUGCUUGUAAUUGUGCUGUUGGAUACACGGGUCUUCUGUGUGGUGUCGAAUUGGAUGAGUGUGCUUCUCAUCCUUGUGCGAAUGGAGGCACUUGCCAGGAUCUCUUGGAUUCAUACAUUUGCCAUUGUCAUCAGGGAUUUUCUGGUCAGUAUUGUGAGCGAGAUGUAGCAGAGUGUGAAUCGAAUCCAUGCACGAACAAUGGGAAUUGCUUUGAACCUCAACCUGGGAUGGGCUACAUUUGUGUAUGUCCGUUUGGUUAUUCUGGUGUCCACUGUGAGACCGAUUUCAUGGAGUGCUCGUCAUCACCGUGUCAGAAUGGGGGACAGUGCAUUGACCUACCUAAUCAUUAUUUGUGUAUUUGUGAUCGAGGCUUUACUGGUGCACAGUGCGAAACAGACAUCGACGAAUGCAUUUCCAGUCCAUGUUAUAACAAUGCAACAUGCACUGACCUCGUACGUAAUGUUUAUUGCAAAUGCUUACCCGGAUUUACAGGGCAGUUAUGUGAAACUGAAGUCGAUGAGUGCAUGUCUAGUCCGUGUUCUACUUUAGCGACUUGUGUGGACCAAGUUGAUGGCUACCGAUGUUUGUGCUAUCCUGGAAUGACGGGUCCAUUGUGCCAGGAGGACAUUGACGAAUGCUCUUCUUUUCCAUGCACAAAUAAUGCAACCUGUGAUGAUUAUUUGAAUGGUUUUGUCUGCACAUGUAGGGACGGAUUUACAGGAUUGAAUUGUGAAACUGAGGUUGUUGAGUGUACGUCUAGUCCUUGCCUCAACGAUGCCUCGUGUGUGGAUCAGAUUAAUGGGUAUGACUGCUACUGCAUGUCAGGGUAUUACGGGACACAUUGUGAGAGUGAAGUUCUUGAGUGUGGAUCAUUACCAUGUCAAAACAAUGGGACGUGUGUCGAAAACAUUGAUGGCUACGAGUGUUUGUGUGGGCAAGGCUACACUGGCAGACAUUGCCAGACACAGAUAGACUACUGUGAAUCGGUGCCCUGUCGGAAUAAUGCAAUGUGUCAAAACUCAUUGUCAGGAUUUCACUGCUUGUGUUUGUCUGGGUACUCGGGAAUGCAAUGUGAAGUUGAUGUUGAUGAAUGUGCAUCUCAACCUUGUACGUCAAACGCAACAUGCAGUGACUCGAUUGAUUUUUAUCGAUGUGUUUGCCCUGUGGGCUAUUCUGGUGGCAACUGCGCAUCAGUAAUAAAUUACUGUGACAGCUCUCCAUGUCAGAAUGGUGCCAUUUGUGAGCCGAAGAUUGGUUUGUACGUUUGUUACUGUCGUCAGGGAUACUUUGGAACUCAUUGUGAAACAGAGGUAAUUGAAUGUCUUUCUAAUCCUUGUCAACACGGAGGAACAUGUUUAGACAAUUUGGCAUCAUUUAGCUGUGUUUGUCCGACUGGCUAUUCUGGUCAGGUUUGUGAGACUUCUAUCAUAAGCAUCGAUGAGUGUGCAUCUCAACCGUGUCCAGUAAAUGCAACUUGCAUUAACGCUUUUAAUUCGUAUGAUUGUGUGUGUCCUGUUGGCUACUCGGGGAGUAGUUGUGAAGAAACAGUUGAUUACUGUAGCAGCUCUCCUUGUCAAAACAGUGCUAUUUGUGGUUCACUGCUUGGCUCUUAUAUUUGCUACUGUCCUCAAGGCUACUUUGGAAACAGAUGUGAAACUGAGCUGAAUGAAUGUCUUUCUAAUCCUUGUCAGAAUGGUGCAACAUGUUUAGACAGUGUAGCCUUGUAUAGUUGUGUGUGUUCGAUCGGUUAUUCAGGUCAAUUCUGUGAAACUUCAAUCGAUGUAUGCGAUUCGAAUCCAUGUGUCAAUGGAGGCACAUGCUUUAGUGAUGGUUCUGGAUUUCAGUGCAGCUGUCGAGAUGGAUUUACGGGUGCUCAUUGUGAGUCUGCUAUGGAUGCUUGUAUGUCGUCUCCUUGUCGCAAUUACGGUACAUGCAACAAUGUACAACUUGGCUACGAGUGUUUGUGUUUACUUGGUUAUCAAGGCAGUAGAUGUGAAAUCAUAGUUCAAUCAUGCUCAUAUCAGCCGUGCCUCAACGGUGGUACUUGUAGCGAUGGACUGGAUGACUUUAAUUGUCUUUGUUCACUGGGAUACAGAGGACGGUUUUGUGAAGAAAGUGUAAUUGUCACGACACCUUACUUUUCCAAAAGGAGUUACAUUGCUGUUCCACGAUUGAGCGGUCCAACAUUUCGAACUCAGUUGACUCUUUCUAUACUUCCCAUAUCGGCAGAUGGUCUGAUUUUAUACAGCAGUCAAUAUCCAAGUGCAGCAGCUGGCGAUUUUAUAACUUUGGGCAUGAAAAGCUCGCGGGUUGAACUUCGAUACAGUUUGGGUGUAAGACAGGCAGUUCUGUUGUCUGAUCUGAUAGAGCUGCAUCGUUGGCAUACAGUGACGGUUAACAGACUAAAUCAAGCCAGCCAGUUGUAUGUCAAUGACAGAAGUGUGGUUAUGGGAAUGUCUCCUGGAAGUUAUACAAGACUUGAUGUUGUAUCACUUUUAUAUGUUGGAGGACACAGCAACUUUGCUCUACUUACAGAAAAUGCUGACUUUGUUUCAGGCUUUACAGGCUGCAUAAGGAACCUUACAGUGCAAGGCAAGGCUGUGAACUUGAUAGCCGAUGCUGUACGUGGUGCCGGUGUGGAUGAAUGUGCUGCACAUUCGUGUGUUUCAUCUUCUUGUUUGAAUGGGGCUACUUGCAGUAGUGAUAACGAUGUUGGUUAUCGAUGUAGUUGCCCAGAUGGAUUUAGUGGAACUCGGUGUGAAUACAAGAUAACACCGUGUGCUCAAGCAGGCACUCCAUGUUUAAACAACGGAGAAUGCUUGGCAGUCACAGGUGGCCAUCGGUGUGUUUGUACAUUUGAUUCCAGCUUGGAUCAAGCUUUUGUUGGUUCUACAUGCAAUCAGUCCAAGUCGUUCACGGAUGCUUUCUUCAAUAGAUAUGGAUAUUUGUCUUUUACAGACAAUGAACUAGUUCGGCAUACAACAAGAACUGAAUUCCUAUUGACGUUUACCUCAACUACUGAUAACGGGUUGCUGUUGUUCAUUGGCGAGGAAACUGGAGACUAUGCAGCCAUAGGGCUCCAAAGUGGUUAUGUGCAGUACAGCUUUGACUUGGGUGGUGGGUUGACAUCAGUGUCUUCGAACAGUAGAGUAGACGAUGGGAAAACACAUACAGUAAAAGUUAUAAGGAAAUUGCGAAUUGGCACAAUGACAGUAGACAAUACGGAUGUCAAGUCUUUUGUCUCUAGGUACAGCACGACGGCUCUUAAUACAAAGGGCUCUAUUUUCAUAGGUGGCAUUCCUAAUAUUCUGGAGUACACGAGAGGACUAUAUUCUCAAAGUUUUCAAGGGUGUAUUACGACUCCUGUCGUAAUCCAGAAUCGUGACUUUGUCUUGUCUCAAGCUUCAGACGGACGUGGUAUUGACAGUUGUGAUGGCUGACGUUUCACAAGACAAAAUAGGGCAUUGCAUUAGUAGUGGAAUGUUUACACAAGCUAUUAUAUGAAGUAAUGAAAUUUUACUGAAACCAUUCUGGAUGGUAGACUAAUGGUAAUUAGAUGGCAAGUGACAGACACAUCUCUUUGUUAGACUGUAAUUCAGCAGUUUGUUGUUAUGGAGUCUCAAUUAUUGCAUGAGUGAUCAUGGCAGCCAGUAAUUUAAGAGACCAUCUUAACGUUUGAACUAUUCUUAAUUGUAUUGGACUCUUUAUACAUA